AUGGAAUAUCUAGUUAUUAAUAGGAGCGUCUCACACGUACCACAACCUCACCACAACCACACCACAACCACAUCACAACCACAUCAUAACCACACCACAACCACACCACAACCACACCACAACCACACCACAACCACACCACAACCACACCACAACCACACCACAACCUCACCACAACCACACCACAACCACACCACAACCACACCACACCCACACCACAACCACACCACAACCACACCACAACCACACCACAACCAUAUCACAACCACAUCACAACCACACCACAACCACAUCACAAACACACCACAACCACCACAACCACACCACAACCACAUCACAACCACAUCACAACCACACCACAACCACAUCACAACCACACCACAACCACAUCACAACCACACCACAACCACACCACAACUACACCACAACCACACCACAACCACACCACAACCACACCACAACCACACCACAACCACUUCACAAUCACAUCACAACCACACCACAACCACACCACAACCACAUCACAACCACAUCACAACCACAUCACAACCACACCACAAUCACAUCACAACCACACCACAACCACAUCAUAACCACAUCACAACCACACCACAAUUACAUCACAACCACACCACAACCACACCUCAACCACAUCACAACCACAUCACAACCACACCACAACCACAUCACAACCACACCACAACCACAUCAUAA
Parnassius apollo (apollo) is the source of this 714-nucleotide messenger RNA. The record is from the annotation of a GenBank genome assembly. NCBI's taxonomy places the organism in Eukaryota, Metazoa, Arthropoda, Insecta, Lepidoptera, Papilionidae.